Molecule: messenger RNA, 2431 nt
Organism: Salarias fasciatus (jewelled blenny)
Lineage: Eukaryota; Metazoa; Chordata; Actinopteri; Blenniiformes; Blenniidae
Gene: cnot10
Product: CCR4-NOT transcription complex, subunit 10
Biological process (GO): mRNA catabolic process; negative regulation of translation
Cellular component (GO): CCR4-NOT complex
Molecular function (GO): protein binding
Source: RefSeq, a predicted model, not a curated record
CCGCCAUUAAACCAAAGAAGAAGGAACUGCGGAGCGGACACAUUUCAAAUCAUCAUUUUCUGUCUCCAUCUGUUCUCAUUCCGUCUCUUCGUCUCUUCGUCUCAACUCCUACCCAUCGAGUUUUGUCUUCAGCCGGCCCUCCAAACUGUUUCCUUGUUGAAAAUCCAGAAGAAAUGGCUGAAAACACCGAGCCCAAUGAGGGGAAGCAGGACAGCUCCACGUCUCCCAGGAUGAGUGACCAGGUGAAGGAGCUGGCAGCCAGCGCACACCAAGCCUUCCAGGCUGGAAACUACCAGGAGUCUCUGAAGCACCUGGACGCCCUGCAGGAGCUCCACAAAGACGACUAUAAGAUUGUCCUGAACAGAGCCGUGGUGGAGUUUUACCACAGUGGACAGACCACCACAGGCACGCUGAAACAGGCCCUCACAUCCAUCAACAGCCAGGUUCACUCCUCGUCGGAGGACGUGGACGGCCUGGACGACGUGGAGAACAGCGUGCUGUACUACAAUCAGGCCGUGGUCCACUUCCACCUGCGGCAGUACUCCGAGGCCAUCUCCAUCGGGGAGAAGCUCUACCAGUUCCUGGAGCCGUUCGAGAGGUUUGCCCAGGCCGUGUGCUUCCUGCUGGUGGACCUGUACCUGGUCACGUUCCAGCCUGAGAAGGCGCUUCACCUGCUGGCUGUGCUGGACAAGCUGUCCGUCCAGGGGAGCAACAAGAACGGCAAAGGAGAGAGCAACAGCUCAAACAAAGACCAGAAAGCCGAGUUUGCUGCCAUGAUGGAAGCGGCUAAAUCCAGAAUGCACCAGUUCAGAGUGCGAGCCUACAUCCAGAUGAAGUCCUCCAAGGCCUGUAAGAGAGAGAUCAAGUCGGUGAUGAACACAGCAGGGAACUCUGCCUCUUCACUGUUCCUCAAGAGUAACUUUGAAUAUCUGAGAGGAAACUACAGGAAAGCUGUGAAGCUGUUGAACAGCUCCAACAUGGCAGAGCACGCUGGACCUCUGAAGACUGGUGAAUGUGUUCGCUGCAUGUUCUGGAACAAUCUGGGCUGCAUUCACUUUGCAAUGGGGAAACAUAACUUAGGCAUUUUCUACUUCAAGAAAGCCCUGCAGGAGAACGACAAUACGUGCGCACAGCUGGGAGACGGCAGCAGCGGGCAGUCUAAGAAAUUUACAGGCAUCCCUAUGUGUGCUUUACUAGCCAACAAACGCUACGAGCUGCUGUAUAACUGCGGCAUCCAGCUGCUGCACAUCGGCCGGCCUCUGGCUGCCUUCGAGUGUCUGAUGGAGGCGGUGCAGGUCUACCACUCCAACCCCCGACUGUGGCUCCGUCUGGCUGAGUGCUGCAUCUCUGCUAACAAAGGGGGCUCAGAGCAGGAAACUAAAGGUUUGCCGUGUAAGAAAGGCAUCGUUCAGUCUAUCGUGGGCCAGGGAUACCAUCGCAAGAUCAUCCUGGCUUCUCCGUCCACUCAGAACUCUGUGUACAGUGAGGGUCAGUCUGCUGCCAUUCCAGUAGCCAGCAUGGAGUUUGCAGCCAUUUGCCUGAGGAACGCUCUGCUGCUGCUUCCUGAUCUCCAGGCCGCCGACAAUAAGACUGAGAACGGAUCCAAACUCUCCAGCAGCCAGUCUGGAAGCACCGAGAGCGGCAGUGAGAACAGUGAUGCCUGCAGUGGGAAAGGCCAAGAGGCCGACAAGUUUCUGUCUGCGGCUCCAUCGGCUCCUCUCAGGAAGCAGGAGCUGGAGAACCUCAGGUGCUCCAUCCUGGCCUGCAGCGCCUACGUGGCGCUGGCUCUGGGGGACAACCUGAUGGCUCUAAACCACGCUGACAAGCUGCUGCUUCAGAGCAAAGUUUCCGGAUCCCUCAGGUUUCUAGGUCACCUCUACGCUGCUGAAGCCCUCAUCUCAUUGGACAGAAUCUCUGAUGCCAUCGCCCACCUCAACCCAGAGAACGUGGUGGAUGUUUCCAUGGGAGUUCUCCCCAGUGAGCAGGACCAAGGCUCAGACAAAGGAGACGAACCUGCAGAGUCCUCAGGGAAGCAGCCCCCCCUGUGUUACCCCAGCAGCGUGACAUCUGCUCGGGCCAUGAUGCUCUUCAACCUGGGCAGCUCCUACUGUCUCCGGAGUGAGUACGACAAGGCUCGCAAGUGUCUCCAUCAGGCUGCUUCCAUGGUGAACACCAAGGAGAUCCCCCCGGAGGCCAUCCUGCGGGUGUACCUGGAGCUGCAGAACGGCAACACUCAGCUGGCUCUGCAGAUCAUCAAGAGGAACCAGCUGCUGCCCCCCCCCCUGCAGAGGCUCUCCCCCGACUCCCGCAAGAAGACCCUGCAGACCUUCCAGCUGGUGCAGCCCAUCCAGCUCCCUUCACCUUUCACACAGGUGCAGAGGAAGUGAACACACACAUUGAGGAAUCGUCUCAAUAAAUGUUUUCUGCACCA